AUGGCAUUCUUAGAUUUAGUAUCGCGGCGGCCGCAGAGGUUACUCCUUGUCGUCGCCGUAUGUCUGAUUGUCAUACUUGUCUCAACAUAUGCGUCUAUGUCAUCGCCAAAGCCUGGUAAAAUUUCCUCGCAUUUCAAAUCGUUUCCGAAAUUAUUUGGAAAUCACUCAUGCCCUCCGACUGUAUCAUUGCGCCCUGGCUUUGCAGAAGGGGCUUCACAAUACAAUUACAUGGGUAAUGUCAAAGAUGUGUAUGAUCUAGGACGCUAUGCAACACAGAACAAUGCAGGAAACUACAUGCCACCCAGCUUUACACCUGCUGAGAUCAACAAAGCACCUCGGGCAAAAGCUGCUUUUAUUUCUCUAACUCGCAACGAAGAGUUGGAUGAUAUGCGUCAAAGUAUAAUGGAGGUUGAGUACCGUUUUAACCGAAAAUUCAAUUACCCUUGGAUCUUUUUGAACGACGUGCCAUUCACGGCUGAAUUCAAGCAAGGUGUUAGGAAAAUGACACGGGCUCCUGUAUACUUUGGACUUGUUCCAAAAGAGCAUUGGAGCUAUCCUAGCUGGAUUGAUCAAAAUAAAGCAGCUGCAGCCCGCGAAAAAAUGGGGCAGGAUGGCAUCAUCUACGGGGACUCGGAAUCGUACCGUCACAUGUGCCGAUUCCAAAGUGGCUUUUUCUUUGAGCACCCAUUGACAUAUCAGCUCGGUAUCGAAUAUUACUGGCGCGUUGAGCCUGAUAUUCACAUUUGGUGCGACAUUGACUAUGAUCCCUUCGUGUUUAUGCAACUAAACAAUAAGGCUUAUGGCUUCACAAUGUCACUACACGAAUACGAUGCGACUAUUCCCACCCUAUGGAAAGAGACAAUGUCUUUUGUGCAGCAGCAUCCUGAAUACCUACCAAAAGACAACGCACAGCGUUUUCUGACCGAUCAAGACGAUCUACAAGGUGCCAAUUAUAAUUUGUGCCACUUUUGGAGCAACUUUGAGAUUGGCGAUAUUCGCUUUUUCCGAAGCAGGCAAUACAAAGACUAUUUCAAUCAUCUUGACAAAGCGGGUGGCUUUUUCUAUGAGAGAUGGGGUGAUGCUCCCGUUCACAGCAUUGCCGCUUCCCUUUUCCUGAACCGAUCUCAGCUGUACCACUUUGACGAUAUUGGCUACUAUCAUGCUCCAUGGGGUCACUGUCCCACAAACCGUAAGCUAUACCACGACAAUGGAAAAUGCACAUGUAAUCCUGAAGAUUCCUUUGCUCGUGAGGGUUACUCGUGCAUGCCGCAAUGGUGGGCCGUAUCGAAAGAAGGAGAGCCUCAGUAA
Messenger RNA from Malassezia restricta, 1308 nucleotides. Its product is annotated as alpha 1,2-mannosyltransferase. Gene Ontology annotation, biological process: protein N-linked glycosylation; cell wall mannoprotein biosynthetic process. Gene Ontology annotation, cellular component: membrane; Golgi apparatus. Gene Ontology annotation, molecular function: alpha-1,2-mannosyltransferase activity. Lineage: Eukaryota; Fungi; Basidiomycota; Malasseziomycetes; Malasseziales; Malasseziaceae. The transcript has a single exon. Bases 1 to 1308 code for a protein of 435 amino acids. The record is from RefSeq and is a predicted model, not a curated record.